GGGGAGAAACCUUUUGAAUGCUCUCAAUGUGGAAAGAGAUUCAGUCGCAGCGACCAUCUUCAAAGCCAUCAAAGAACCCACACAGGGGAGAAACCUUUUGAAUGCCCAGAGUGUGGAAAGAGAUUCAGCCAAAGUUGCAGUCGUCAACUGCAUCAGAGAACCCACACAGGGAUGAAACCUUUUGAAUGCUCAGAGUGUGGAAAGAGAUUCAGUCACAGCUGCACUCUUCAGCAUCAUCAAAGAACGCACACAGGGGAGAAACCUUUUGAAUGCUCAGAGUGUGGAAAGAGAUUUAGUUGCAGUCGCACUCUUAAACAGCAUCAAAGAACCCACACAGGGGAGAAACCUUUUGAAUGCUCAGAGUGUGGAAAGAGAUUCAGUCAGCGUAGCAAUCUUCAAAGACAUCAAAGAAUCCACACAGGGGAGAAACCUUUUGAAUGCUCAGAGUGUGGAAAGCGAUUCAGUCGCAGUGUCACUCUUCAGCAGCAUCAAAGAAUGCACACAGGGGAGAAACCUUUUGAAUGCUCAGAGUGUGGAAAGAGAUUUAGUUGCAAUGGCACUCUUCAGCAGCAUCAAAAAACCCACACAGGGGAGAAACCUUUUGAAUGCUUGGAGUGUGGAAAGAGAUUCAGUCGCAAUGACACUCUUCAAAAGCAUCAAAGAACC
This is a messenger RNA of Euleptes europaea (tarantolino), 666 nucleotides long. Its product is annotated as zinc finger protein 391-like. Gene Ontology annotation, biological process: regulation of transcription by RNA polymerase II. The transcript has a single exon. The annotation marks the transcript as partial. NCBI's taxonomy places the organism in Eukaryota, Metazoa, Chordata, Lepidosauria, Squamata, Sphaerodactylidae. Gene Ontology annotation, molecular function: DNA-binding transcription factor activity; RNA polymerase II cis-regulatory region sequence-specific DNA binding. The record is from RefSeq and is a predicted model, not a curated record.